AAUAGUUUGUAACAGGUUAUGGGCCCAGACGCCCGGAUAGAAAUAGGGAAGUAGGAUUAAUAAAGUGAAAGGCAUCACGUUGAUGCAAAUUGAUUUCGUGAUACGUCGCGACGUCAUUAACUUUUCAGCUUACAAUGGCGGACCCCCGUUUUGCUCAAAUUGAUCGUUUGGCGGGCCGUGAUAAUUAUCCUACAUGGAGUUUCGCGGUGAAAACCUUUUUAGAGCAUGAAGAUUUGUGGAAAUGUGUCGAGACAUCGGGCAUGGCUUUUACGAAGACCGAAGAUACGAAGGCAAGGUCAAAAAUAGUCCUUCUAGUUGACCCUAUGAACUAUGUUCAUAUCCAGGAUGCCACCACGGCUAAGGAGGUAUGGGAUAACCUGAGAAAGGCUUUUGAUGACUCCGGCUUGUUGAGGAAGGUAGGUCUUCUGCGAGAACUAAUUACAACAGAUCUGGAAAGUUGUGGUAGUGUUGAGAACUAUGUCAACAAAAUCAUCACAUGUGCACACAAGCUUCGUAAUAUAAAAUUCAUUGUAGAUGAUGAGUGGCUCGGCACAUUAUUAUUAGCCGGGUUACCAGAGUCAUAUAGGCCUAUGAUUAUGGCUAUGGAAAGCUCAGGUGUGUCCAUCACUGCUGAUUUAGUUAAAACAAAGAUUUUACAGGAUGUAAAGUCUCCGGACAACUCAUCUGUUUUUUUUUCAAAUUUCCACAAAGGCAAGGCAAAGAAUAGUAAAUGUUCAGGUUCUAAAGCAAAUAGUAAAGGUCCCAGGUGCUUUAGGUGCAAUAGGCAUGGUCAUUUAGCCAAAUUUUGUGCCUCAAACAGCUCAAAUCAAAAGAAUAAGUCUGAAACUAUUAAUACUUCUUCUAGCUAUGUUGCAGCGUUUCCAGCCUCACCAGGCCUAGAGAGUGGAUGCUGGUACAUUGAUUCAGGAGCUGCAAUGCACAUGACAAACAAGAGAGAUUGGCUUUAUGACUACGGACCUGCUUUAGUAACAAACAUUAAAGUUGCAGACAACAAAAUAUUAACAGUAAAAGGCUGUGGUAAAGUAAAUAUAGAAACAUAUGAUGGUGAAAGUGAAUUAAAAAUUGGUACAAUACAAGUAAAAAAUGUUUUAUAUGUGCCAGAUUUGGCUGUUAAUCUUCUGUCAGUCCGCCAAAUGACACAGAAUAACUGUCAAGUAAAAUUUAGUAAGAAUACAUGUUAA
Pieris napi is the source of this 1202-nucleotide messenger RNA. RefSeq lists its product as uncharacterized. The coding region runs from base 135 to 1202 and encodes 355 amino acids. Gene Ontology annotation, molecular function: nucleic acid binding; zinc ion binding. NCBI's taxonomy places the organism in Eukaryota, Metazoa, Arthropoda, Insecta, Lepidoptera, Pieridae. The transcript has a single exon. The record is from RefSeq and is a predicted model, not a curated record.